Messenger RNA from Psilocybe cubensis, 3237 nucleotides. RefSeq lists its product as uncharacterized. The coding region runs from base 1 to 3237 and encodes 1078 amino acids. Gene Ontology annotation, cellular component: Cdc73/Paf1 complex. Gene Ontology annotation, molecular function: RNA polymerase II complex binding. The transcript is spliced from 15 exons. Lineage: Eukaryota; Fungi; Basidiomycota; Agaricomycetes; Agaricales; Agrocybaceae. Gene Ontology annotation, biological process: regulation of DNA-templated transcription. The record is from RefSeq and is a predicted model, not a curated record.
AUGGAUGAUGUCUCUCCUCCUGGGCGUUCGGUUGACAUUGAACUCGGAGGGCAAGAAGUUAUCACCAUUGAGCUGGACAACUUGGACCCCAACCCCGACGACGUCCUCGACCUUCUAAAAGAUGGACAAUGUACUGUUUACGUUUGGACAAAACUUGCAGGCGAAUAUUGGCGACGAGGCUAUCUGGAAGCGGCGGAAAGGAUAGCUACAACCGCCAUAGAAUGGUCUCUGCCUCCAAUAUAUGCCCUACUUGCCAACCUCCAAAUCGCAUACGCCCGUAAAGCGCCUAAACUCAUACUUGAGGAAGCUCAACAGGAUAUAAUGACAUCCGAGAAGCCGAAAGACGACUACUAUAGAGAAGCUGCUUUAUAUUUGAAUACUGGAGAGAAGGUUGGAUCUGAGUCUGGUGAGGGAGUGAGCGGAACGUUAGCUUUCCUGACUCGAGGCAUUCAGCAACUAGCGACACGGUCUAUGGAUGAUGCUAUGCGAUCCUUUGAAGGGGUAUUGGCCGAAAAGCCUACGAAUCUUGUCGCAUUGCUUGGAAAGGCCAGAAUACUUUACGCGCGUCGCAAUUAUAAGGAAGCUCUUCGACUGUUCCAGGACGUGCUACGAUAUAAUCCCACAUGCAUACCAGACCCUCGGAUUGGUAUAGGGCUUUGUUUCUGGGCAAUGGAUCAAAAGUCUCAUGCAAAAGCAGCAUGGGAAAGAAGUUUGGAGUUGAAUCCUUCUGAAGGGGCAGCACAACUUCUUCUUGGUAUAGAGUCGAUCAACGCCAGCAAGAAUCCUAAAUUACCAGAAUCCCAAAAGGCCAAAUCAUUCGUGGCCGGCACAAAACUGAUUGAAAAGUCUUUCCAGUCUAACAACCGAAGUGCAGCCGCGGCAAAUGCCCUCUGCGAACUAUUUCUACGGAAGGGGAACUUGCCUCGAGCUCUAAAACUUGCGGAACGGACGAUUCAGUUUGCAGACACUUUGACAAUUCUCACUGAAGGCUAUCUGCGUGCUGGACGCGUUUCACACGCCAGUGGUUCGCUAUCCCGAGCCACCAAAUUUUACAAUGCUGCUAUCGAAGGGCAACCUAAUCAUAUAAUUGGUGCCAUUGGCAUGGCACAGAUGCAAAUACUCAAUGAUGAAAUGGCGGCAGCUAUUCACACGCUCGACACCCUGAUUCAACCUCCUAACCCCCAACGAUCCCUCGAAGCAACAGUCAUGCUUGCAUCCCUUAGAGCAUAUCCCCGCCCUGGUGUCUCAAGUGCCGAUUUGGCUCAGGAAAAAACCCGUGCUAGAGAACUUUUUGAUCGUGUUAGCAAGACAUUGGAACUUGAAGACGCCGGUGCCAACGGAGCUCUUCUCAGCAAAACGUCUCGUGGAAUUGCCGAAGAUAUCGAAAUGCACGCCGAGAUUGCUCGUUUGUGGCAAGAUGAGAAUUUAGAUCGCAUGGGCAAGGCGUUGAAGGAGGCACUGAGAAUCAGUCAAUCUUCUGAAGACAUCGAUCCACGAUUGGUCAACAAUAUUGGUGUUCUUCACCAUCUGGAAGGACAACUCGUGGAAGCUCAGAGGAUGUACGAGAAUGCCCUUACAACUGCAGCUUCCAUGAACUCAGAUGCUGCAGAAGGGUUGUCGACAACAGUCCUGUAUAACCUUGCUCGCGUCUAUGAAGACUCGGGACAAGAUAAACUGGCCACUGAUGCCUACGAAAAACUUCUCUCACGACACCCCGAGUAUAUCGACGCAAAAAUUCGACAAGCGCAAAUGCUUACUAAUAUCAACCGAGUUAACGAUGCUCACGAACUGAUAAAGCAAGCUCUUGUGUCGCAAAGCAACAACCUCAAUUUACGCGCCUAUUACACAUAUUUCCUAAUUCAUAGCAACUCCCUCAAAACCGCUAAGGAUUUUAUUUUCAGUACUCUCCGAGAUCAAGACAAGCACGAUGUUUAUUCCUUCUGCGCGGUUGCUUGGAUUCAUUACAAUCAAGCUCGAGAGAACCGUGACACGACGACAAAAGGAAUUGAGGAGCGGAAGAAAAACUUCCAGCGUUCUGCCGAAUUUUACGAAAAGGCAUUGCAGUAUGAUCCUACUUGUGCUUUUGCUGCACAAGGUCUUGCGAUCAUUACUGCUGAAGAUGCCCUCGGCUCCAUGGGCGGUGCUUUGGCUCGUGUAUCGGCAUAUGACGAAGCUCAACAACGAUUGCAGAACGCCCGAGAAGCGUUAGAUGUUUUUGCUAAAGUCAGAGAGUCAAUCAACGACGGCAGUGUUUACUUGAACAUCGGACAUUGUUACUAUGCCAGAGAUGAGUUCGAUCGUGCUAUUGAAAGUUAUGAAACUGCUUCCACAAGAUUUUACAACGGGCAGAAUGUGCCUACUUUGCUCUGCUUAUGCCGGUCAUGGUAUGCUAAAGCCAUGAAAGACCAAUCAUAUGUCGCCAUGAAGACUGCUCUGAAAUAUGCAGAAGCUGCUCUACACAUACACCCCAACGACAAGGCCAACGUCUAUAACGUCGCCAUGAUCCAGCAGAAAUCGGCGGAAUUACUCUUCUCCAUCAACGUGGCCAAGCGCACUCUUAAAGACCUGCAGAAAGCCAUUGACUCAGCUACACAUGCUCAAAAAAUUUUUGCAUCGUUAGCUGCUGAUAAAUCAGCCGCAGUUCCUUACGACCGUGACAUUGCUGACAAUCGACGGAAGUACGGUGAUGGUAUGUUAAGGAAGGCAGAGGAACAUCUUAAAAAUCAGCGGCAACACGAGAUGGAGACUCGGUCUAAAAUUGAAGCUGCAAGGCAGAGACGUCAGGAAGAAAAGGAGCGUCAAGAUGCGUUGGAGCGUGAAAGAGCCGAGAAACUGCGCAUUGAAGCCGAGAAACUUGCUGAGGAACGACGGCUGGCUCGUGAACAGGCACUUGAGUGGACUAGGGAAGUUCGCAUGGAGAGUGACGAAGAGCGCGAGCGAAAGGUGACCAAGAAGAAGAAGCCCAAAGCGGAAAUCAUCAGUGGCGAUGAAGCUGAGCCCAAGGCACCAAAGAAACGACGUGGCAAGCUAAAGAAGGCCUCCAGUGAUCACGAUCACGAAGGUGACGUCGACCAGACAAUGUUCAGCGAAGAUGAAGACAUAGAGAAGCCUGCUAAAAAGCGGAUCGCCAAGAAACGUGUCGUUCGCGACGAGGACGAGGAGGACGACGCGUCACGGCCUAAGAAGCAAUUUAAAAGUAAAGCUAUGAUAUCCGACUCAGAUGACGAAAUGUCAUGA